This is a messenger RNA of Symbiodinium pilosum, 2817 nucleotides long. The record is from the annotation of a GenBank genome assembly. Lineage: Eukaryota; Dinophyceae; Suessiales; Symbiodiniaceae.
GUCUUGCGAGAAUUUGCGUUCUUCACGAGAAUUUCGGAUGAUGAUUUGGACAAGGAGCGGAAGGUUGUGAUGGAGGAAUGGCGCGAAAGUCGGAGUGCUCAGGGGCGAUUAAGUGAACGUUACAUCCAGGCGCUCUGCGGUGACGGUUGCAGAUACUGUGAGCGACUUCCAAUCGGGAAAGAAGAAGUUAUCCGCUCCGUGUCCUCACAGACGCUCAGAAGCUUCUAUCAAAAGUUUUACCAUCCUGCGCGCAUGGCUGUCGUUGCCGUGGGUGACUUCGAUGCAAAAAUUGUGGAACAGCAAAUCAAGGACCUCUUCGAGAUUUCCCCUGAGGACAUCUCACCUUUACCUCGCUGUCCGGUGACUGCAGCACCGGAGCGUCCAAGGUACAGCGUGCCCAGCUCUGAGGGUGUGCGCGUGGCCAGCAGCACAGAUCCGGAACUGAGUUUUGCAACGAGCAUGAUUGACUGCAAGCGACCGCGAAUGCCGGUUCGCUACGUCCGCGAUGUCCGCCGCCGGAUGACAGAAGAUCUCUUCCAUCGCGCCUUCAGUGCGCGGCUUCUCCGGCUAACUUUGCAAGGCCCUCCAGAAGGAGGGGCACGAGACUUAUUCUCUGCAGGGACGGAUACCUCCGAGCCUUUGCCAACUUUGAGUCCGCUAAGUGCGAGCCUGGCCCCAGUACCUGGCCGAGUACGGUGUGCCCUAAAAAGUCUUCUGAGGGAGCUCGAACGCGUUCGCCGAUUUGGCCUUCAUGGUGCCGAGGUUCUUCGAGCAAAGCGGUCCAUGCUUGCAGAAUUUGAGGAGGAAUGCAUCGAGUGCGAGCAGCGGCCCUCCGAUGGUUUUGCCGAGAGCCUGACGGCUCUCUUCUUGGACGAGGACCACGCUCCGGGUGUGCUGGACCGUGCUCGCAUGGCCGCGGUGCUCAUCCCAUGCAUCUCUGAAGACGAGGUGUCAAACGUCGCUAAGCUCUACGAUUUCGACCGCGAUGUGGUGGUCAAGAUUGCCACGCCUUUGAUGUCUUUGCGCACUCCGGCAUAUACUGCAUGGAGCUGGCUCCAGGCUUGCCGUCAGCUUCAGUUACCACGGCCCUCCCUUGAUUUACCCAGCGAGGAGGACGUGGCCGAGAUCCUGCGAAGCGUGGCCACGGAGCACUUGGAGGCCUGGCCCGCGGACGAAGACGACGUUGUGCUCUGGCAUUUUCCUGAAUGCGUGAAGGGCCGGGCAGAUUCGCGUUUGAAGCUGCUCUUUGAUGCAACUGCUUCAGAGCGCUUGCGCAAGACAUCCCAGUCAUGCGAGAUCAGGCGGCGCGAGGUCCACACCCGCGGCGUACCAACGCCCAGCCGGGCAGGGGCAACAGCAGAAGAAACCACGGAAUCCAACAGUUUCGGAGAGGAGCUCAUUCUUCAGAAUGGCUUCCGCGUUUUUGUCAAGGAGACAGACUUGUUUGAAGACGAAAUCCUGUUCAAGGGCCGACGCUGGGGAGGCCUCUCGGAGUUUCAGGAGAGCGGCAUGUUCAGCGGAGGCAUCAGCUGCGAGGCACAGGUGAACUCUAUGUGUGCGAUGAUGCUGGGCAUUUGCGGGUUGCCAGCAGAAUCGAUGCAGGAGUGCCUCGAGGGCCGACGUGUGGACCCGAGCCCGCCGAGCAUGGAGGCGUACACAACCUCGCUCGAUGCCUCCUCCUCACCGGCGGACUUCGAGGUGCUGUUGAUGUUGCUCGCUCUGCUCUUCCUGAAGCCAGUGCCAGGAACCGGCCCCGCGGGCAGGCUCUCCUUGGUCAAGCUGGGGCUCCUGGCACAGCGCCUGGCCGAAGACCGCGAUCCACAGAGCAAAUUCCAUCGGCGCGUGCAAAGCGCAAUUACGAAGAACCAUCCGUACACUUGGCAGCCUAGCUUGUGGCGAAUACUGCGUUUGAACUUUCGGAUUGCGGCCCAGAUCUUCAACGAGCGCGCGUCGAUGCCCCGAGAGUGGACCCUUGUCUUGAUGGGGCGCCUGCCUCCACGAGAAGAACUGCUAUCCUUGUUGGAGACCUACUUGGGUAGCAUCCCAAAUGGGGAGUUGGGUGCCAGCAGCCAGCGCCCGGAAGAUUUGGAGAUGCGGCAAGCGGUGACACCUCUCGAAAUCGAGUUUCCUGAGACCUCCGUGCGCGAAGAUGUGCGUCUGAACAUGGUGGAGCCCAAGGGCAGCACCGUGCUGUGCUUUCCAUUGCACAUGGCUUCUGUGGCCUCAGCAGCCUCGUCAGAGGCCUGUGCAGGAGAGCUGCGGGAGUUGAUGCAGCUACAGCUGUUGGUGCGGCUCUUGGAAACACGCCUUGUGGAGGUGCUGCGUUUCCAGCGGGGCCAGGUUUAUAGUGUCUCCGUCGGAACGGAUCUGUCACUGGCACCGCCGCUCAUGGGCCGCGCGCGGCGAGGCACUCUGAGUAUCAGUUUCGAGUGCGACCCAGCGGAGUCUGACGAACUCGUUGCAGCAACACGAUUAGAGCUGGAACGUUUACAAGAUGGCUCUGCCACUUUCACAGAGGCCAACGUUGCAGCAGCGCUGGAGCAGGACCGCCGGGAGUUUGAAGAGCUAAUCCACACCAACGGUUGGUGGGCUGGCACAGUGCUAGACCUCUACUUCUCCCGAAGUUAUGUUGCAGAGAAGGAGAUCGGUCAGACCAUGUCUCUGUGGUGGACAGCGCGGCAGGAAGUGCUGCGAUCCUUCGAUGUAUCCAAGGCUUCAGAGAAGCUGCGCGGCCUGUUUCCCACGGCUCGGAGCGUCACAGUGGCCAUGCGGCCCCAGGGCCAGGCGCCGCAAGCGCCGCAGGCGCGCGCUUGUUGA